This is a messenger RNA of Coregonus clupeaformis (lake whitefish), 2013 nucleotides long. RefSeq names its product RNA-binding protein Musashi homolog 2-like. Gene Ontology annotation, molecular function: RNA binding. NCBI's taxonomy places the organism in Eukaryota, Metazoa, Chordata, Actinopteri, Salmoniformes, Salmonidae. The record is from RefSeq and is a predicted model, not a curated record. Gene Ontology annotation, cellular component: cytoplasm.
GUUUCGGCUUUGUAACUUUCGAGGUUGAGGACGUUGUGGAGAAAGUAUGCGAGAUCCACUUUCAUGAAAUCAAUAAUAAAAUGGUAGAAUGCAAGAAGGCCCAGCCCAAGGAGGUGAUGUUCCCGCCGGGUACGCGAGGCAGGGCCAGGGGCCUGCCCUACACCAUGGACGCCUUUAUGCUGGGGAUGGGCAUGCUGAGUUACCCAAACAUUGUAGCAACGUACGGCCGUGGAUACACUGGUUUUGCCCCGAGCUACAGCUACCAAUUCCCUGGGUUCCCAGAUUAUGGGUUCUAUUCCGGGGCCGGGCCCAGUGACCUGCGGGGGCCCCCCUGCUCCUUUGCCGACUAUGGCUCCCUGGGGCCCCAGGCUGCUCAGAUGCUGCAGCACAGUGAGCAUCAUGCCACCUCCGCCUGCAACUCCCCCCUCCAGCACCACCUUCAGAACAGCCCGGACCCCUUUAAGAGCCCAGGCACCAACCAGGCCCGGCCAGGAGCCUUCCCUGGCACCAACAGUCCCGGGCCCGUGGCUGACCUCUAUGGCACUCCCAGCCAGGACUCCGGCGUGGGCAACUACAUUAGUGCUGCUAGCCCCCAGCCUGGCUCUGGCUUCGGCCACAGCAUUGCUGUAAGUAUGGACUACUCCAGCAACUCGUCCACCUCCUCCAAUACCGCCUUCAUCUUCUCUGUGCUGUCAACCAUCGUCCUUGUUCAUUUUCUCAGCCCAUUUCAACUCAUCGUCAGGAUAUUUCAUCAGUCUGAAGGAUAUGGUUUCUAUACACAAAAGAGAUAGGUAUGCUUAUUAUGCUACAGAGGUCUUGUGUGGUCUUUGGUUUUUUACGCUAAACGUAUAGUAUAUAUCAGACGAAAACUGUAGAUUAAGUAGUGCUUACUGUAUGUGAACGUGAGGGCAUCAUGUAAACAUUUAUGAGAGUACAAUCUCUGCGAAUCAAGAGCAAUCUUAAGGCAAUUUCUGCUGGUCACUCUGUACCACUUGAAUCAAACAUCAAUGCAGGCAUAUUCCGAUUUUAGGCCUAUUUUAGUCAAAAGCUUUACAAUGCUCACGUGCCUGCAGUGCAGUGAGAAUGUUUGCCAUCGAAACAUCAAAUAAGGCACAAGUGCUAGACAGGUGCUCAGGCGCAUGGUUCUGUGUGAUUGUGUGCAUUGCCAACAUUGUUCCGUCCUCAUUCACACAUCUCAUUUCUUCUGUCAGCUGCGGUAACAUUAUAACAAACUGUGAACUUUUACGGCCUGUCAUCACCUCUCUGAUGUGUCAGUGUACUUCUGUUAAUUUGCCAGCCAGAAGGUCAAAAAAUCCCGCAAUUAGUUGUUUCUGCUUAUAUCUGGAACAGUAUUUUGUUUCACCUUCUCAAUGGUGGUGACUCCUGAUUUGAGUAGGCUCAGAACAGGGGAAUUCCAGGUCUAGCCUUUGAAAGGGUCCUUGUUCAAAGUGCAUUAUGUAAAUCAAUAAUAACCCCUUGUGCGUUCAACCACUGUCGUGAGAAUAUUUUCUACAUGUCCUUUGAAGCCACUGACAUUCAUUAUCCCUGUUGGCUGCUUCAGUCUGGAACCUUUGACGAGGGUAUUGAUGGAUUUUAGCCGGCCGAGGAAAAACCACAGAGGCAAAUCUGCUCCAACUAAGAUGGAUGAGUAACUUAAAGCCUUAUACUCUGGCACACCGAUAAUUAAUACAGUUCUCCCUGUUUGAACUCCUGUCUAAAACAUCAAGGUGUGCUGAAAACAGAAUAAGGCUUUUUGUAUGUUUGGCCCAUUGAACACCUUGUCUUCCAGUGCAUUCCUAGCAUGUUAGAGGAAUUGUAAUGGAACCAUGUCGGCACAUAAAGCACCACUCUGGAAACAGAGAGGACUUUCGUUAGAUUAGCUAACUGCUGAACCAUCAUUUGGAAUUUGGAAUUUGGAAUCGGAAUGAAAUGUCAACUUCCUCUUGACUUUGAGAGACAGUUUCAACCUCAAUAAGUGAAAUGUGCACUACCGGUCAAAAGUUUUAGAACACC